AUGGCGGGCUUCUUCCGAAGCAGCGCAACGCCUGCGGGCAGGACGGAUGUAAACAGUCUGUACGGUGGCGCAGCCAACCAGCCGCCUUUACCGGCGCGGGGCAUGUCGCGCAAGCCCGUGCAGGCAGCCGGCGAGCUCCCGCAAGCGCCGCAAUCUGCCCAGACGAGACAGCCGCACAUAUUUCGCGUCGUAAAAUCGCCCCAGGCGCUGAAUACGACGAAUUGCGUUAUCCUCAAUCCACAGGACUGGGGCAACACGCGGUAUGUCACCAUCAAUGGCAGGUUCACGUUCACUGCGCGCGCCGACACGACCAAUACUGUGCCGCGCGGCUCGGUUGGUACGGCGCUCCUGCAGCGGCAGUGGGCCGCGCUCAGCUCCGAUGGCCAGGAUGUCACUGUAGAGGUGUUUGACCCAAAAGUGUACGGGUCUGCACUUUACCUAGGCAGCGUCGAUGUCGAGCUCGACUUUUUGAGUCGCAGCAUGGCCGUCGCCCAAGUGUUUGAUGCGGAGCAAAUGCAGUCUAUUUUCCAGCGCGUGUUUGAAAGCUAUCUGUUUUCUAUCGGCCAAGUUCUUGUGUUCGAGUUCCAAGGGCACAAUUUGCGCGCGACGAUCCGCGGCCUGAGCUCCGCGGACGGCACACCAAGCGCUGUGGCCGGCAUCGUGAUGCCCCAGAGCCAGAUCACAUUUUUCCAGGCCCCCAACUCGCCGCUGCAGAUCAAGGGGAGCAGAAAACGCGCGCGCCCAAAUGCGAUUCUUCAGCCAAAUUUCAAGUUUGAGGACAUGGGAAUCGGUGGUCUGGACACCGAAUUUAGUGCGAUUUUCCGGCGUGCGUUUGCCUCGCGCAUUUUUCCCCCCGAACUCGUCGAGAAGCUGGGCAUCCAGCACGUGAAAGGUCUGAUGCUUUACGGUCCUCCCGGUACGGGUAAGACGCUCAUGGCGCGCCAAAUUGGCAAGAUGCUGAACGCACGCGAGCCAAAAGUCGUCAACGGCCCUGAAAUUUUGAGCAAGUACGUCGGUGCGUCGGAGGAAAACGUGCGAAAGCUGUUCCAAGACGCAGAGGCGGACGCCAAGGCCAAAGGCGACGACUCGGAUCUGCACAUUAUCAUUUUCGACGAGCUCGACGCGGUCUGCAGGCAGCGUGGUACGACGGGCGGCGGCACAGGCGUCGGCGACUCGGUAGUGAACCAGCUGCUCUCGAAGAUGGAUGGUGUGGACCAGCUGAACAAUAUCCUGAUCAUUGGCAUGACCAACCGGCUCGACAUGAUCGACGAGGCUUUACUGCGUCCCGGCCGUCUCGAAGUACACAUGGAAAUCAAUCUCCCCGACGAGCACGGCCGCUUGCAGAUUAUCAAUAUCCAGACUGCCAAGAUGCGCGAGAACAGCAUCAUGGAUGCAGACGUAAACUUGUCAGAGCUUGCAGCGCUCACGAAAAACUUUUCCGGCGCCGAGAUCGCGGGGCUGGUGAAGAGCGCGACGAGUUUUGCGUUCAACAGGCACGUCAAAGUGGGCACCAUGGCGGGCAUUGGGGACGAUGUAGAAAACAUGCGCGUCAAGCUCGAGGAUUUCCUGUGCGCGCUCGACGAAGUCAAGCCUGCGUUUGGCGUCGCGGAAGAGGAGCUGCAGCAAGUGGUGCCAAACGGCGUGAUGCACUUUGCACCGCAUAUUGACAACAUCCUCCGCGACGGCCAGUUGCGUGUCGAGCAGGUUCGCACCAGCGCCCGUACCUCGCUUGUCACUGCACUCUUGCACGGACCGUCAGGCUCGGGCAAAACGGCACUUGCCGCGACGAUUGCGCUUGCGUCCGACUUCCCGUUUAUCAAGCUUAUUGCGCCGGAGAAUAUGGUCGGCAUGAACGAACUGGCCAAGAUUUCCUACUUGAAUCGCGUAUUCAACGACGCAUACAAGAGUCCGCUGAGCAUUAUUGUGGUGGACAGCAUCGAAAAGAUAGUCGAGUGGGUCCCGAUCGGCCCGCGCUUUUCCAACCCUGUGCUACAGACGCUUGCUGUGCUGCUUGGCAAAGCGCCGCCCAAAGACAGGCGCCUCUUGGUUCUUGCCACCACGUCGAACAAAGCGAUGCUCAACGAUAUGGACUUGUCUGACGCAUUCCUCGCCGACAUACGCGUCCCGUCGAUCACCUCUUUGCGUAGCAUUGACCACGUUUUGCGCGAGACGCAGUUGUUUGGCUCGGAAGAGGCCCAUGUACGCUGCAUGGAGCUCCUCGCAGGCGCUGGCCUCGAAGGGCGCAUCUCCAUUGGCAUUAAAAAGCUGCUUUCCGAGAUUGAAAUGGCACGUCUCGACGACGAUCCAGCGGACAAACUCACUGCCGCGCUCAAUUUUAUGUAG
Molecule: messenger RNA, 2343 nt
Organism: Malassezia vespertilionis
Lineage: Eukaryota; Fungi; Basidiomycota; Malasseziomycetes; Malasseziales; Malasseziaceae
Gene: SEC18
Product: vesicle-fusing ATPase
Exons: 1
Coding region: 1-2343 (780 amino acids)
Biological process (GO): intra-Golgi vesicle-mediated transport; SNARE complex disassembly; Golgi to plasma membrane protein transport
Cellular component (GO): Golgi stack
Molecular function (GO): ATP binding; ATP hydrolysis activity
Source: RefSeq, a predicted model, not a curated record